GCGGGGGCGACCGGAGCUGGGGUAGAGUGGGGAGCGAGGGAGCGGGAGGAGAGAGAGGGAGGCGGAGGGCAGUGAGAGACGCAUUUCCAAUUCCCAACUACGAGCCACGAGUUUGCAGAUGGGGUUGCUCGGCGGCGCCUGUGGCUGAGGGAGAGCAGCCGCGGCGGGGAGCGACUGGGAACGGCGGCAGCGGCGGCGCGGAGGCGGCUGAGGUGCGAGCCGGUGAGUUGUCGGGGCCCACACGCCGCUCGGGUAACGGUCGCGCCGCGCGCUGAGCCGGCCGGGGGCGCCCUGUUGCUCGCCGCGGCGAGCCACGCGGGGACCCUGGCCCGCCCCGCCCCUCGGCACCUGGGCUUCGGCGGGCGCGGGGAAGAGGGGCCGGGGAGGCGGAGGCGGCGGCGGCGGCGCGGGCGGGGAAGCUGCUGGCCGCCCCCAACCCGGCCCGCGCGGAAGGGGUGCUCUGCCGGGCUCCUGGCUCUCUGGCUGCCGGCGAGCGUCCGGCCGGGCCCGAGCUCGGCAACGUGUCUGGCCCAUACUGCUGGCAGUCGUUCCCCACGCGCUCCCCGGCGCGGCCCCGGCUGGGGCUAGGGCCGCAGACGCGCGGGGCCCCAUCGGGUGCGGAACUCGGGUGCCGACACCUCUCCGGCGGGAGUCGCGGUGGAGCCUGGAUGGAGAGCUGGCCCGGGGGCGGCGUUGCUGUGACUGACACCUCCGGGGUCUGUCCCAAGAGGGGGCGAUUCUCCCGGCUCCCGCUUCUCUCCCGAGCUCUGAGUUCCUGGGGGAGGAAGCUUCUGCAACUACCGCCGCUACUUCCGAGGUACGAGACUCCAGUUGUUUGGCCAAAGUGGCUUUGGGCCGAGCACACGCUGCCCCGGGGACGUUCGCUGCUGAGAUCGUGCUCGCGGAUCCUGGCAGCAAUGCAGCAAGUCUUGGAAAACCUUACAGAGCUGCCCUCAUCUACUGGAGCAGAAGAAAUAGACCUAAUUUUCCUCAAGGGAAUUAUGGAGAAUCCUAUUGUAAAAUCACUUGCUAAGGCUCAUGAGAGGCUAGAAGAUUCCAAACUAGAAGCUGUCAGUGACAAUAACUUGGAAUUAGUCAAUGAAAUUCUUGAAGACAUCACUCCUCUAAUAAAUGUGGAUGAAAAUGUGGCAGAACUGGUUGGUAUACUCAAAGAGCCUCACUUCCAGUCACUGUUGGAGGCCCAUGAUAUUGUGGCAUCAAAAUGUUAUGAUUCGCCUCCAUCAAGCCCAGAAAUGAAUAAUUCUUCUAUCAAUAAUCAGUUAUUACCAGUAGAUGCCAUUCGUAUUCUUGGUAUUCACAAAAGAGCUGGGGAACCUUUGGGUGUGACAUUUAGGGUUGAGAAUAAUGAUCUGGUAAUCGCCCGAAUCCUCCAUGGGGGAAUGAUAGAUCGACAAGGUCUACUUCAUGUGGGAGAUAUAAUUAAAGAAGUCAAUGGCCAUGAGGUUGGAAACAAUCCAAAGGAAUUACAAGAAUUACUGAAAAAUAUUAGUGGAAGUGUCACCCUAAAAAUUUUGCCAAGUUAUAGAGAUACCAUUACUCCUCAACAGAGUUGCAUCAAUAUGGAGAGGCAUCCAGCACACAUCCAUCAGGUAUUUGUGAAGUGUCAUUUUGAUUAUAAUCCAUACAAUGAUAACCUAAUACCUUGCAAAGAAGCAGGAUUGAAGUUUUCCAAAGGAGAAAUUCUUCAGAUUGUAAAUAGAGAAGAUCCAAAUUGGUGGCAGGCUAGCCAUGUAAAAGAGGGAGGAAGCGCUGGUCUCAUUCCAAGCCAGUUCCUGGAAGAGAAGAGAAAGGCAUUUGUUAGAAGAGACUGGGACAAUUCAGGACCUUUUUGUGGAACUAUAAGUAGCAAAAAGAAGAAGAAGAUGAUGUAUCUCACAACCAGAAAUGCAGAAUUUGAUCGUCACGAAAUCCAGAUAUAUGAGGAGGUAGCCAAAAUGCCUCCCUUCCAGAGAAAAACAUUAGUAUUGAUAGGAGCUCAAGGUGUAGGCCGAAGAAGCUUGAAAAACAGGUUUAUAGUAUUGAAUCCCACUAGAUUUGGAACUACGGUGCCAUUUACUUCACGGAAACCAAGGGAAGAUGAAAAAGAUGGCCAGGCAUAUAAGUUUGUGUCACGAUCUGAGAUGGAAGCAGAUAUUAAAGCUGGAAAGUAUUUGGAACAUGGGGAAUAUGAAGGAAAUCUCUAUGGAACCAAAAUUGAUUCUAUUCUUGAGGUUGUCCAGACUGGACGGACUUGCAUUCUGGAUGUCAACCCACAAGCACUGAAAAUAUUGAGGACGUCAGAGUUUAUGCCCUAUGUGGUAUUUAUUGCGGCUCCAGAGCUAGAGACGUUGCGUGCCAUGCACAAGGCUGUGGUGGAUGCAGGAAUCACUACCAAGCUUCUGACCGAUUCUGACUUGAAGAAAACAGUGGAUGAAAGUGCACGGAUUCAGAGAGCAUACAACCACUAUUUUGAUUUGAUCAUCGUAAAUGACAAUCUAGACAAAGCCUUUGAAAAACUACAAACUGCCAUAGAGAAACUGAGAAUGGAACCGCAGUGGGUCCCAAUCAGCUGGGUUUACUGAUGAUUCAGUAAGGUUAACAAUGAAAAUUAAACUUUUAAAAAGUGACUGCAACAAUUAAACCUUCUACUGAGAAAAUACAUCACAGUUAGAAGAUCAUCUGCCAAGUCCGGGCGUUUUUAUGGUGUAGAUUGAAAUAACAGUACACUGUUCUGAAUUUUUAUAUAAAUUGUGGUUGGGAAGGUGUACUAAUAUAUAAUUUAUCUUAAUUUUUCUAACUUUGUAUGGAUAAUCUUUCUAUUCAUAUCACAUAAAGAAAUGCGUUGAAGCA
Messenger RNA from Rhinopithecus roxellana (golden snub-nosed monkey), 2850 nucleotides. RefSeq names its product membrane palmitoylated protein 6 (gene PALS2). The transcript is spliced from 13 exons. The coding region runs from base 669 to 2582 and encodes 637 amino acids. NCBI's taxonomy places the organism in Eukaryota, Metazoa, Chordata, Mammalia, Primates, Cercopithecidae. Gene Ontology annotation, molecular function: protein binding. The record is from RefSeq and is a predicted model, not a curated record. Gene Ontology annotation, cellular component: plasma membrane; cell-cell junction.